AUGACCAAGUUUUGGGAACUUGAAGAAAUCCCUUCCGCUCCUUUAAUUUCAGGGGAUGAUCAAAGGGCUGAGUUGAUUUUUAGCCAAACUGUCAAACGGACCUCUACUGGUCGGUUUAUGGUAUCCCUUCCUUUGAAAGAAUCGGAACCAGACGUAGGAAAUACUUAUCCUCAAGCCCUCAGAAGAUUUUUACUUCUUGAAUCCCGACUUAUAAAAAAUCCUGAAUUAUACAAUUCUUACUCAGAUUUUAUAAAUGAAUAUAUUCAUCAUGAAUAUAUGACUCUUAUUCCAUUUAACUUGCCCAAACCAAAUAUUUCGUGUUAUUUGCCACAUCAUUGUGUACUAAAACCGGAUAGUAUUAGCACUAAACUCCGUGUUGUUUGGGAUGCUUCGGCAAAGGGUCCUAAAGGUCUUAGUCUUAAUGACAUUUUGCUACCUGGUCCUAAAUUACAAAACGAUUUGAGUUCUUUAUUACUUAUUUUCCGUCUUUAUCCGAUAGUUUUCAUAGCCGAUAUAAGACGCAUGUUUUUACAAAUCCUGAUAACCCCGGAACAUAGAAAAUUUCAAAGAAUCUUGUGGCGAUUCUCAACAAAGGGUCCAAUUCGCGAAUAUGAACUCAAUACAGUUACUUUUGGAGUGUCUAGCUCACCUUUUCUUGCCAUAAGGACCCUUAAUGAACUCGCAGAACGCGAAAAGGAAAACUUUCCCAAUGCAAGUCGUAUUUUAAAACAAAAUACAUAUAUUGACGAUGUUCUCGGAUUUAGCCCUUCUAUUUCUUCAGCCCUUGAUCUUCAAAGGGAGCUAAUCGACUUAUUGAAAUCUGGUGGAUUUCAGUUGGCCAAAUGGGCCUCAAACUGUUCAGAAUUAUUAGCUGCAGUCCCUGAAUCUGACCGCCAAAUGUCUCUUUCUUUUGACAAAGAACAACCAAAUUUUAUCAAGGUUUUAGGCCUUCAAUGGCAUCCAAAAAGUGACAUAUUUACUUAUCAAUACAAACCACAUGAAUCUGAAUGUACAAAACGUACUAUCUUGCAGGUCAUAGGAAGAAUAUUUGAUCCUUUAGGUCUUCUUUGUCCUAUUUUAUUAUUAGCUAAAUACAUUAUGCAACAGCUAUGGCUCUUAAAAAUAGAUUGGGAUGAUACUCCUCCAGAACCUCUAGUAAAGUUAUGGACCGAGUUAAAAUCUGAACUUCCCCUGUUAUCAGAGUUUAAACUUCCAAGGCAAAUUAGUCUUGCAAACAGAUCUUGUGACAUCAUAGCCAUAUGUGAUGCGUCUAACAAAGGUUACGCCGCAGUAGUUUAUUUUCGGGUAGAAGGUGGUAAUCAAAUUUCUGUAUCUUUGGUUUGCGCAAGGUCUCGAGUAGCACCAAUUUCAAAUCGUCAAACUCUAGCUCGAUUAGAAUUACUAGGCGCGGUUCUUUUAAGCAAUCUGGGCCACCGUAACCGGGCGUGCAACGCAUGCGGGCGCCACCCGAAAGGGGCGCCAAAAAAAAGAAUUUUUGGCAAAAACUCCAGUUUCCAAUGCAGAAACAGCAGGAGAGAGGGUCAAUGUUCUGAAGCGGUCGCUGCUUCACCUGUUCCUGCACUUGAACCAUCUACGAGUACAUCAACUUUCAGUGAAAACGCAGAAUCGGUCGAACCCACUUACUCAACAAUAGAGGCUAUAAGUGAAGAUGAAACUGAAGCCUUGACUGAAAUGGGCCCUGAGAUGACAAGUACCAUUCUUCUAUCAGAGGAUCCUGGUAUGUGGCCUAGAACCAUUAACAACGAGAAAGUCAGGAGGUUGGUUGAGCGAGAACCUCCUUUGAUAAGACGCAAUUGUCAAUUUUCUACAAAUCAAGACAAAAGAACAUUUUUAAGUACCUACUUUGUCAGAAAACUGAAGAAUGGUUUUCCGUAA
Molecule: messenger RNA, 1896 nt
Organism: Anthonomus grandis grandis
Lineage: Eukaryota; Metazoa; Arthropoda; Insecta; Coleoptera; Curculionidae
Exons: 3
Coding region: 1-1896 (631 amino acids)
Source: RefSeq, a predicted model, not a curated record